CAUUACAAUAUCUUAUAUCUAACGCAAAUGGAUAGCAAUAGUCUUCAUUACAGACUAUUUCACACACAAUAUCUUAACGAUUGUAAUGCUUUCCCAUUAUAUAAAUCAGCAAAAAACAAUAAAGCAUUUAUACAAAGAUUAUGUCUACAAAAGAAACUACCCGUUCAUAAUGGUUGUGUAAACUCAAUUUGUUGGAAUAAAACCGGACAUUAUAUCCUAUCGGGUUCUGAUGAUCAGCACCUAUGUGUCACACAUGCCUACACUUAUGAAAUAUUGGCAUCGGUCAGGAGUGGUCACCGGAGCAAUAUAUUUAGCGCUAAAUUUCUACCAAAUACUAAUGAUACACAUGUGGUUUCCUGUUCUGGUGAUGGGAUCGUUAUAUUUACAAACUUAGAGAGACCCGACACUAGUCUUGUAAAUGUAUUCAACUGUCAUUUUGGAACAGCCUAUGAGGUGACGACAGUACCUAACGAUCCAAAUACGUUCUUGAGUUGUGGUGAAGACGGAACCGUUCGCUGGUUUGAUCUUAGAAUCAAAACCAACUGUUCAAAAGCCAGUUGUAAUGAAGAUAUUCUAGUCAAUUGUAACUAUGCUGUCACUACUUUGGCUGUCAAUCAUUUAACGCCAUACUAUCUGUGUGUCGGGUGUGCAGACUCUACGGCCCGUAUAUAUGAUCGUAGAAUGUUAGGCACACGUAAUCUUGGUAACUAUUUAGAUGAUAAUUUGCAAUCAAUGGUUUCGAGGAUCACUGUCCCUCAAUUUGACAAUAAAAAUCAUAGGAUAACAUCCCUGUCUUACAGUCCCGAUGGACAGGAAUUAUUAGUAAAUUAUUCGAGUGAAUACAUAUAUCUUUUUAAUAUAAAUGACAAUCAACGCGGCGAUAGAAAAGUUCGUCAAUUAAGUUGUGAUAUUCGCAAACCCAAUGUUAGUACUUCAUCGUCAACUUCAUCAACAAAUCGACCGUUUAUGAAACGCCUUAGAGUUAGAGGUGAUUGGUCUGACACCGGACCUAAUGCACGACCAGAAAGUGAAAGAGAGACUACCACUGAUCACAGCCGACCGCAACCAUUGCACUCAAGUCUUGCGCAGCGAAUGUCUAAUGUAUUGAUGCGGAUAUUUAAUGCAUCGGAAAGACAUUCAUCCGAUAGUAACGAUAAUAAUGACAAUAAUCAGACAAACGAAAAUUCUCAACCAUUACCUCCUAAUAGUAGUGAAUCGCAACUCAAUAAUGAUUUCAAUAUUAAUAACAUUUCUUUACCCUCAUAUACUCCAUCCUCUGCAUCGACAACAGUAAACACAUCCAAUAGUGAUUCACAUUAUGAUCCUCUUGAGCCACAAUUAGCUGAUCAAAGAUUUAACUAUAGUAACGAUAAUACCCAAAAUGAGGUGAAUGUGGUUAACAAUGAUGUUAUAAAUUUGAAUGAAGACACAAAUCUUACCGCAUCUGAUGCCUCCACACAUGUUAUGAACACAAGUUAUGAACGAAUGGAUAUAAUCGAUGAUCAAAAUAUUCAUAAUGAUAGACAUACUGUCAAUAAUCUAUAUAAUGGAAACUCUUCGUCAAACUUUAUACAUGACUAUUCUGAUGAUGACAGCGAUGACAAUAACGAUAAUGAAGACAAUAGAGAUGAAUUGCUUCACUCAUUUGAUGAAGUGAUUAACAACCUGAAGGAUGAACGCGAUUACGAGAAAUUACAAUUACCUAAUGUGUUGAUGCCAUCAAUUAAACAAAAAUAUGUCGGACAUAGAAAUGCUCGUACAAUGAUAAAAGAGGCGACCUUUUGGGGCGACGACUAUGUUAUGAGUGGUAGUGAUUGCGGACAUAUCUUCAUUUGGUCGCGAUAUACGGCAGAAUUAAUUAUGAUUCUCGAGGGAGACCAUCAUGUAGUCAAUUGUCUUCAACCACAUCCCUUUGAUCCAAUAUUAGCUUCGAGUGGAAUCGAUUACGACAUAAAACUGUGGGCGCCUUAUAAUGAACAACCUUUCUUUGAUAUGACAAAAGCUCAAGAGAUAACCACUAGAAAUGAGGUGAUGUUGGAGGAGACAAAAGACACGAUUACAGUUCCGGCCUCUUUCAUGAUCCGUAUGCUUACAUCAUUGAAUCAUUUGAGAUCUAAUAGAGUUUCAUCCCGAUGGCGAAGAAUCGGUGCAGUGGCCAGAGCUGCGUCUGAACACUCGGAGCCUAAUUAG
This is a messenger RNA of Oppia nitens, 2190 nucleotides long. RefSeq names its product DDB1- and CUL4-associated factor 6-like. Gene Ontology annotation, cellular component: Cul4-RING E3 ubiquitin ligase complex; cytoplasm. Bases 28 to 2190 code for a protein of 720 amino acids. Gene Ontology annotation, biological process: positive regulation of transcription by RNA polymerase II. The record is from RefSeq and is a predicted model, not a curated record. NCBI's taxonomy places the organism in Eukaryota, Metazoa, Arthropoda, Arachnida, Sarcoptiformes, Oppiidae. Gene Ontology annotation, molecular function: protein binding. The transcript has 13 exons.